This is a messenger RNA of Fraxinus pennsylvanica, 447 nucleotides long. The record is from the annotation of a GenBank genome assembly. NCBI's taxonomy places the organism in Eukaryota, Viridiplantae, Streptophyta, Magnoliopsida, Lamiales, Oleaceae.
AUGUCCUCGGCCACUGAUAUGGUGUGCAGGCUGUUAACCUUUCACGUUGUUCUUCCCCGUGCACCGCCUAAGAUUUUUGCAGUGACAGUCAAAUCGAAAAGAAGAGCAGUAAUGGCUCCGAAGCAGCCACACACUGGCUUAUUUGUUGGUUUGAACAAGGGCCAUAUUGUGACUAGUAAGGAAUUAGCUCCACGUCCAUCCUCUAGGAAAGGCAAAACAAGCAAGAGAGUGCACUUUGCAAGGAGUCUUAUAAGGGAAGUUGCUGGAUUUGCACCAUACGAGAAGAGGAUUACUGAGCUUCUUAAAGUUGGAAAGGACAAGCGAGCUCUGAAGGUAGCUAAGAGAAAGCUGGGCACUCACAAGAGGGCAAAGAAGAAGAGAGAGGAGAUGUCAAGCGUCCUCCGUAAGAUGAGGGCUGCUGGAGGUGGUCAUGAGAAGAAGAAGUGA